AUGAUUUAUCUGAUUCUUAUAAUUGAUUUUGCAUUAGGCUUAUUGGUAUGCGAACUCUCCAUAGACAUUUGGAGUCGUUGUGUAAUCUUUUGUGGAGAAACAGAGGCGAACCGGCAACUGCACCAGUUUGAAGAAGCUCUUCCACUUCCACAGUUGGCAAUUCUGGUGACGAAAAUUUCUGGCUUCCUCACUGAAAAAGCAUGGGCUGGAGGCGCUUUUAACUUUUUCCUCUAUGUGCUAGCUAGCCAUGUAGUUGGAGCCCUGUGGUACUUGUUUGCAAUAGAAAGUGAAAUGAGAUGUUGGGAUAUUGCAUGUGAAAGGAAUAAUUGUUACUCCAAGUAUUUAUACUGUGGAGAAGGGCGUGUUGGCGAUUUUGGGUUUUUGAACGAUUCAUGCCCUCUUCUUGAGCGAAAUGAAAUUAAAGGUUCAACAAACUUUGAUUUUGGAAUAUUCCUUGAUGCUCUUCAAACUCGUGUGCUGGAAACUAGAGACUUCCCUCAGAAAUUCUUGUAUUGUUCAUGGUGGGGCUUGCAGAGUCUAAGUUCACUUGGUCAAGGACUUAAAGCAAGCACUUUCUAUGGGGAGAUUUUAUUUGCAGACUUCAUUGCCAUAAUUGGGCUUGUUCUAUUCGCUUUGCUUAUUGGCAACAUGCAGAAAUACUUGCAGUCUUUCUCAAACCUGACUCUAAGAGUGGAGGAGAUGAAGGAAAAAAGGCGAGAAGCAGAGGAUCUCAUGUCACAUAUUUCCCUCCCUGAAAAUUUAAGGGAGCGAGUUAGAAGACACAAGCAUUACAAAUGGAAGAUAACAAAGGGUGUUGAGUUAGAUUCCUUUGUCAAAGACCUUCCUCGGGAUUUGAGGAGGGACAUAAAACGUCAUCUUUGCUUGUCUUCACUCAUGAGAGUACCUAUGUUUGAAGCAAUGGAUGAACAUAUGAUGGAUGCCAUGUGUGAUCGUUUGAAGCCAGUUCUUUACACACAGAAUAGUUACAUACUCAGAGAGGGAGAUCCAGUACCUGAGAUGCUCUUCAUCACACGUGGGACCCUACAAAGUAUUACAACUGAUGGUGGAAGGGCUGGCUUCUUCAACUCUGAUCACCUCAGGGCUGGUGACUUCUGUGGAGAAGAGCUUCUGACAUGGGCUUUGGCUCCUCCAACUCCAACACUCCCUUUCUCAACUAGAACUGUUCAAGCACUUACAGAUGUUGAAGCUUUUGCUCUAUCAGUUGAUGAUCUCAUGUUUGUGGCUUCCCAAUUUAAACGUCUCCACAGCAGACAUCUCCAGCAUACUUUUAGAUUCUACUCACAGCAGUGGAGGACAUGGGCAGCAUGCUACAUACAGUCGGCAUGGCGUAGACACUGGAGAAGGAAGCUGGAAAUGGAGAAAGCAUUGGAGGAUAGUAGAAUGCAUGAUGCCUUUGUUAAGGAAACCUCCACACUCAGCCUUGGUGCCUCCAUUUAUGCUGCUAGAUUUUCCUCAAAUGCCUUGCGCGUGUUGAGGCGCAAGAAUCAGACAUAUAAUAAUUACACACAAUUGUCAAAACCUGUUUGGCAAAUAAUGCUGCCACCCAAGCCACCACAGCCGGAUUUUGAGAAUCAUGCAACACCAAUCGUUACCUUCAGGUAAAUGUAACUUUCUCCUUCUCAAUGCUUUUUUUUUUUGGAGUAUAUUAUGAAAUGUGAUUAUAGAUAGGCGUUUUUAGCAUUGUAGUGUAGUGGAGUAUGGAAGGAAUGAAUGUAAUCUAGUUUGUAACCAUCUUCUCCAAUUUUAUACAACACAUUAUUUAUGUAAGUACAUGUAGAG
Molecule: messenger RNA, 1800 nt
Organism: Lactuca saligna
Lineage: Eukaryota; Viridiplantae; Streptophyta; Magnoliopsida; Asterales; Asteraceae
Source: the annotation of a GenBank genome assembly